AUGCGUGGGAAGCUGCUGCCGCUGGCCGGCCUCUACCUGGUGCAGGGCCUGCCCUACGGGUUGCAGACCGGCCUGCUGCCCGUGCUGCUGCGAGCGGGCGGCCUCUCCCUGACUCGCGUGGGACUGACCAAGAUGCUGUAUGCGCCCUGGCUGUUCAAGCUGGUGUGGGCUCCGCUGGUGGGCACGCGGGGCUCUCCCAGGGCCUGGCUGACGCUCAGCACCGCUGCUCUGGGCCUGGUGUGCGGGCUCCUGGCAGCUCUGCAUCCGGCUGAAGGCGGCCAGGCAGAGCUUCCUGUUGCCGUGGCUGGGCUGCUGCUAUUGCUGAACCUGGGUGCAGCUGUGCAGGACGUUGCCCUCGACACACUGGCCAUGCAGCUCCUGGAACCGGCGGAGCUGGGGCCUGGCAACACCGUGCAGGUGGUUGCCUACAAGCUGGGGUCGGUGCUGGCGGGUGGUGGACUGCUGGCCCUUGUGCCUACCCUCUCCUGGCCCCAGCUGUUUCUGCUCCUGGCUGCCACCUACUGGCUGGCUGCUGCCCUGGCUUGGGCCAUACCAGCCCUGCAACAAUUGCCCCCUCCUCGGCCCUCAGAACUCCCCCCACACACCCUGCAUCUUCUGCAGGACUUGCUAGCUGUGCCGGGGACCCUGUGGACUGCUGGCUUUGUCCUCACUUACAAGCUGGGUGAGCAGGGUGCCAGCAGCCUGUUCCCACUCCUCUUGCUGGACCAAGGCCUCUCUGCCCCGGAGCUGGGGCUGUGGAACAGUGUGGGCGCCGUGGCCUGUUCCAUUGCUGGCUCGUCCCUGGGUGGGGCCCUGCUGUCCGGACGCUGGAAGCUGCUGCCCCUGCUGAGGUCAGUACUUCAGUUCCGUCUUGGGGGCCUUGCCUGCCAGACCACUCUGCUGUUCUGCCUGGACACCCCGUGGGCCAGGCUGGACCCUGGCACAGUCCUAAGAGGGGCCGUCUUGCUGAGCCUGUGCCUGCAGCACUUCUUGGGGGGCCUGGUCACAACUGCCACCUUCACUCUGAUGAUGUGCUGCAGCCAGCUGGCACACAGUGCCUUACAGGCCACACACUACAGCCUCCUGGCCACGCUGGAGCUGCUGGGGAAGCUGCUGAUGGGCACACUGGCUGGAGCCCUGGCUGACAGCCUGGGCCUACACCUCUGUUUCUCCCUCUUCCUUGCUCUCUCAGCCAUACCUAUUCUGUACCUGAGCCUGGCACCCAGAGCCCUGGCCUGA
Messenger RNA from Pipistrellus nathusii (Nathusius's pipistrelle), 1239 nucleotides. Lineage: Eukaryota; Metazoa; Chordata; Mammalia; Chiroptera; Vespertilionidae. The record is from the annotation of a GenBank genome assembly.